AUGUCCGGGGAACGCAGCCUCUCGCCGAGCGCGAAACCUCGAAUGGAACGCGGGAGCGGCGUGAGCGUCGACGUCGGCGUCGGCGCCGACAGACAAGGCGCCGUCAACCUUCGUGGCGGCGCGACGUUCAUGAAAAGUGUCUCGAUCUUCUUGAUGAGCGGUCGUAAAGCAUCGGUGAACAGCAACAGGCAGACGAGCGGCUCAGCCAGCCCAAAGCACGAGCCCAGGAGGAGGCAUCGUAGGAGAAUGCCGGUGCCCGCCACGGCAAGAACCUCCGGGUACACGGUCAAGCUGAUCGAGUCGUUGAAGAGGAAAACUAGAUUCUCGUCCGAAUUGGAUAAUCUGUGCAAACUGUACAAGAAGUUAAUCAAUCCAGGGCAGCAACAAGUAGGGCAAUCGGUUAUUAUCGGGAGGAGGUCUCAACCGAAUCAAAUUACAGAGGGUAUCGACAGAACCAUCUUUCGCGAGUUAUUGCACAACACGUUCAAAGUGAUCACGGAGGACACGUUGGUGGAGCGUAUAUUCUGUUGCUGGGAUCGUGAGAACGAGGGAAUAAUUAGAUUGGAACCAUGGAUCAUGGGUCUGGAUCUGUAUCUUCGGGGCAGCCUACGGGAGAAAAUUGAAUUUUGUUUCAAAGUGUACGACUUGAACAACGAUGGAUUCAUUACGAAGGAUGAAAUAUUUCAAUUGUUCAAGAAUUGUUUGAUAAAGCAACCGGGAGAAGAGGAUCCUGACGAGGCGGUGAAAGAUUUGUCCGAGCUGGCGUUGAAGAAACUCGACGUGGAUCGGGAUGGGAAAAUAUCAUUUCAGGAUUACAAAUUGGGUGUAACGGAGGAGCCAUUGCUGUUGGAAGCUUUUGGCCAGUGUCUAUCCACGGAGGAGAAUUGUGCUUCUAUCCUUGCCACGUUAAAGUCGUGAAGUGAAUAUGGCGAUGGAUCCGGGGAAGGAUGUUUCGCUGGAAAAAGAUAAUAGAGGUUAAUUAAUUGUAGCCAAGAUAUUAAAAUGCACUCAAAGGAUUUGUAAUCAUGGCACCUGCCGUUUAUUAAAAACAAAUUCGA
Apis laboriosa (Himalayan honeybee) is the source of this 1058-nucleotide messenger RNA. RefSeq names its product EF-hand calcium-binding domain-containing protein 1-like. The record is from RefSeq and is a predicted model, not a curated record. Bases 1 to 918 code for a protein of 305 amino acids. The transcript has 4 exons. Lineage: Eukaryota; Metazoa; Arthropoda; Insecta; Hymenoptera; Apidae. Gene Ontology annotation, molecular function: calcium ion binding.